This is a messenger RNA of Stegodyphus dumicola, 1992 nucleotides long. Its product is annotated as neprilysin-2-like. The record is from RefSeq and is a predicted model, not a curated record. Gene Ontology annotation, biological process: protein processing. Lineage: Eukaryota; Metazoa; Arthropoda; Arachnida; Araneae; Eresidae. Gene Ontology annotation, molecular function: metalloendopeptidase activity. Gene Ontology annotation, cellular component: plasma membrane.
UGGAAAAAGAAUUGACAGGAGAGGAACUUGAUUACAUUAUCAUGAUUAAAAAAGUGUAUAAUUCCUGCAUGGAUGAAGAGGGUCUCAAGUCAGCGGCUAAUAGACCUCUGAGAGCAAUCUUAAAGCAUCUAGGAGGGUGGCCAGUGAUACAAGUAAGAAGGUGGAACUCGGCAAAGUUUGACUGGAUUGAUACUUUGAUUAAAAUCCGCAAUCUGGGCUACAAUCACGAUAUUUUUAUAUCAUUAUCUGUUACGAUGGACAACGAGAAUAACACGGCGAACAUUAUAAAGUUGGGAAAACCAUCAUUUGGAAUGGAUAGUAGAUAUUUGUUGCGUGGAGUAACUGAUAAAUCCGUUAGAGAUUACGUGCUCUCCAUGGAAAAAUCAGCAGACGAACUCGGUGCAUAUAACUUACCGAAAAGUCCAAUUUACAAAGCAUUCGAAUUCGAAGUUAUGCUUGCCAAUAUCUCUUUACAAAAUGAGAAAGAAAACGUGAGUAUAAUCAACAGGAAGUACACUGUUAAGGAUCUCAAGACUCUAGUACCGCAGAUAAACUGGGAUAAGUACUUCAAUGGAUUGCUAAGUAAUGGAGUCUCUGACAAUGACAUCGUUCUAGUUGAGGACUUAACUUUCAUAGAAAAUGUAGCCCAUUUCAUCAUUAAAACACAUAAGAGGGUACUGGCAAACUAUAUGAUAUGGAGAGUUAUUGACCAAUCCAUGUCUUUUAUGUCGAAAAGAUGGAGGUCUUUGAAAUACAGCCCAAGACAUUCUCUAGAAACGAAGCGUUGGGAAGUGUGUCUUUCCUUCAUCCGUGAUAACUUAGGAAUCGCCCUCAGUUCUUAUUAUGUUCGUAACUACGUCCAAGAGGAAAACUACGACACUGUACAAGAGUAUGUCGAUUAUAUUCGAGAAAAUUUCGUACGUAUCCUAGAAAACACAGAAUGGAUGGACGAUGACACUAAAGAAAUUGCCAAAGCAAAGGUUAAAUCCAUAACUUCGCACAUAGGAUAUGCGAAAGAGCUUCUAAAUGCUUCUUAUAUUUCUGACCUGUAUAAGAACCUGAAUAUUGAUAACACUAGCUAUUUCGAUAUCAGGAGGAAAAUAUUCAAGUGGUCAACAGAUUAUUCAUUUUCUCUCCUUCGGAAACCCAACAUGAAAGGAAGGUGGAACAAGCACUCAAGGACAACAGUUAUACAAGCCUUUUAUGAUGAAAGACAAAACAGUAUAGGCAUUCCUACAGGAGUUUUACAGGCUCCCAUAUUUUAUAAUAAUAGACCACACUAUUUGAAUUUUGGAUCUCUUGGUUACAUUAUUGGUCACGAAAUAACCCAUGCAUUUGAUAAUAGAGGUCGAAUAUUUGAUAAAGAUGGCAAUAGCAGAAACUGGUGGUCCACAACGGAGGAACAGGCUUUCAACUCGAGAGCGGAGUGUUUUAUAGAGCAAUAUGAUAACUAUACUGCCGAAAAUGGAAUGCAGGUAAAAGGCAUGAACACGCAAGAUGAAAAUAUAGCUGACGGCAUUGCUUUGAAAGCAGCUUAUCUGGCAUAUCAGUCGUGGGUGAAAGAUCACAAAAGGGAACAAAAGCUGCCUGGAUUGGAUUAUACACCGAAUCAGUUGUUCUGGAUACAAGCAGCGAACAUAUGGUGCGAGAAAUUACAACCUGAAACUCUGAGAAAUAUCAUUACCUAUGCUCCUUAUAGCCCAUCCAAGUUCAGAGUGAUAGGACCAAUGUCUAAUCUACCAGAAUUUGCUAAAGACUUUCAGUGCAAUGUAACUUCUGAAAUGGUGCGAAAAAACAAGUGUCAGGUUUGGUAGAGAAGUCAGCUCAAAAUUUAAUUUUAGAAAAGGAUAUGCUAUGUCUUUAUAUUAAUACUAUUGAUUAGCUGUUAUUAAUAAUGUAAGGAUUGUGUGCAAGGAUUUUAUAUGUAAAAUUUUAUAUGAUUUUACAUUUAAUAGCAUUUUUUACCUAAAUAAAGUGCUGAAAUUCCUGUUA